Vanessa atalanta (red admiral) is the source of this 1413-nucleotide messenger RNA. Its product is annotated as putative nuclease HARBI1. The record is from RefSeq and is a predicted model, not a curated record. Lineage: Eukaryota; Metazoa; Arthropoda; Insecta; Lepidoptera; Nymphalidae. The coding region runs from base 13 to 1134 and encodes 373 amino acids. The transcript has 2 exons.
AUUAAACUCAAGAUGGACGCUGCGUACAAUUUUAUUUUCGAAAAUAAUGUUUUAGAAAAUUUAGAUUACUUAGACACAAUAGUGCGACGCCCAAGAAUUUUUAAAGAACGCCGUUCUUAUUUCGAGGAAUACGACGAUUUAGAUUUCUGUACCAGAUUCCGUUUAUCUAAAGAAACAACCCUAGAUAUUUUGCAGUUGAUUGAAGAUAAAUUGGAAUAUCCAUCAGAUCGGAAUGAAUCAAUUUCUCCCAUUAAUCAGAUUCUUUUGACCUUGAGAUAUUAUGCAACUGGUUCUCAACAAAUAACAGUGGGAGAUUAUUGUGGAAUAAGUAAGUCGUCAUCUCAUAGAAUAAUACACAGGGUCACUGCUGCAAUAGCCUCCUUAAGCCGCAACUUUAUCAAAUUCCCUAAUACUGAGGAAGAAAUAAGAAAAACUCAGUUGAGUUUUUAUAAUAUAGCAAGGUUUCCAAAGGCUGUGGGAGCUCUAGACUGCACACAUAUACGUAUUCGUUCCCCUGGUGGAGAAAAUGCAGAGUAUUUUAGAAACCGAAAAGGCUACAUGUCUAUAAAUGUGCAAGCAAUUUGUGAUGCAAACCUACAAAUUCUAGAUUUGGUUGCAAGAUGGCCUGGCAGCAGUCAAGACCAGACUAUUUGGAACGCUUCCUACAGAAAUGCUUUGUUUGAGAGAGGCAGGUAUGGGGAUGCUAUAUUAUUGGCAGAUAGUGGGUACAUGAAUCGGUCUUAUAUCAUGAUGCCUCUGGAUAAUCCACAAACACCAGAGGAGAUUCUUAACAAUGAGGCGCAAAUAAGAAGCAGGAAUCCUAUUGAACAUUUAUUUGGGGUGUGGAAACGUAGAUUCCCUGUACUUGCCCUGGGGAUGCAGAUUCACUUAAACAAAUGUCUCCCUGUUAUUGUUGCCACUGGAGUUCUACACAACAUUGCAGUAAAGGCAAAAGAAGAUAUACCACCAGAUGAUCCUGAACUUGAGCUCACUGUACCAUGGGAAGAAAUGUUCCGUCAAGGCCAUAUCAGGGAACAAAGAAAUACUGAAGGGGUCAGAGAUAUAAAUCCUGAGCGAAGAAUGCUGAUAAAUAAUUAUUUUAAGAGUUUACAUAUAUCCCAUAAUUUACAUUGAUUAUUAACUAUGUACUAAAACAAUAAAUAAAAUUACAAAAUACAGAAUUUAUUAUUUAUUUACUUAUAAUCUUUGUACAGCUAAAAUACUUUAAUUUAAUACAAAAUUUGAAAAACUAAGCUGUCUCUUAAUCCAGCAAGAUUCACUUACAUGCAUUCAAAAACAAAAAAAACAAGGUUUAAAACUGAAAAAUCGCAAAUUACAACUCAAAGUUGUAUCAAUGAAAAAAAACUUUACUUUUUUUACUAAUUAAGGUUUUUUCUUAAUGUUUCAACUUCA